Molecule: messenger RNA, 678 nt
Organism: Penicillium daleae
Lineage: Eukaryota; Fungi; Ascomycota; Eurotiomycetes; Eurotiales; Aspergillaceae
Product: NADPH-dependent FMN reductase
Exons: 1
Coding region: 1-678 (225 amino acids)
Cellular component (GO): cytosol
Molecular function (GO): oxidoreductase activity; FMN binding
Source: RefSeq, a predicted model, not a curated record
AUGCCACCCAAACACAUCGCCAUCAUCACCAGCAGCACGCGCACUCCACGCCUCAACCCAGCCAUCACCCAUUACGUCUAUGACGUCCUAACCAACGACCCCACUCUCCCAACUCAAAAGCCCUCUCCGACCGCCCCAGAAACCAUCGACACCGACCCGCGCCAUAUCACAUUCACAAUCCUCGAUCUCGCCAAACAAUCCCUCCCCCUCUACGACGAAACCGUCAUCCCUGCGAGCCUCCCCGCCGACAAUCCAACACCACAUUACACAAAACCCCACACGCGCGCCUGGUCUGCCGUCGUCCGCGAGUACGAUGCUUUCAUCUUCGUAACGCCCCAGUAUAACUGGAGUAUCCCGGCCAGUCUGAAGAAUGCGCUAGACUAUCUAUUUCAUGAGUGGAAGGGGAAGCCGGCGGGGAUUGUAUCGUAUGGGUCGCGGGGGGGAGGGAAGGCCGCAGAGCAUUUACGAGGUAUAUUGACGGGAUUGAGGAUGCGGGUCGUUGGGACGGCGCCUGGUCUGGCUGUGAAGUUUACGGGGUUGCCGGUAGGUGCGCUGUCGGAGGAGCAGGUCAAGGUUGAGUUGGAUGCACGAGAUGUGGAGGGUUGGAGGGAGGCCGGGGUGGAAGGAAUGAUGAGGAAUUUGGGAAUGGAAUUGGUUUGUCAAUUGGAUCAAGAGUAG